GCCAGCAGCCUGCCAGGCCCAUGAUAGCCAUAGCCCAACGAGGAGAGGAGCCCCAGCUGGAGAAGGGGAGACAAGGAGAGAGCGAGGAAGGAGCCUGGCCAGACCAACCAACCAUCCCCCCCCCCUUCUCCUCUCCAAUCGGUCACCCGCUCCUGCCCAACCCGAUUUUGGCAAGCCUUAGGAGGGUUCGCAUCCAGCACCCUCCCGCAUCGCAACUGCCCAGUCUCCCCUCCCCUCCUGUUUAUCUUUUUUCCCUUCCUCCCACAACACUUCUUUUCAUUGCCCCAUCGCAAAGCUCGGAAUCGUUGUCGCGAAGCAGUCGCAUUUCCAGUCAUCAUAUUUUUGUCCCACGACCCCCGACAACUCCCACACAGAACCAUUCCCAGUCAGUCGCAAUGGCACGAGAGGGCACGCGAUCAGCCACUGGCAGCUCCAGGCCGCGCGUCUUUGCGCAGGUCGACACCGCCCCUACCAUCAAGAGGAAGCCCGCGACCAAGAAGGCUGGCGUGAAGCCAACGGGUGUCACCAAGAAGACUGCGGCCCCCAAAAAGGAGAGCAGUGUUGUGACUAAGGUCAAGGCUGCCGUCAAGAAGGGCGAGGCCAAGGUCAAGGCUGCUCUCCCUAAGAAGAGCGCGACCAAGACAAAGACGCCUAAAACGAAGAAGGCCACCGUUGCCAAAUAAGUGGCCAAGCGCUCCAUGGGUCGCGGCAUGCACGCCACUGCGUUAGGCCACGGGCGGAAGCGUGGAUGCACCGUGUUGCCCUCUGUAUUGCACGCCCUCGCUUUCUCGCUGGGUUCGGCUUUGUGAUAUUGUGAUAGCUCACGCUUCUUUUGAUACGGCAGUUCUGGGUCUUGGGAUAUAAUGUUCAUCAGGGGCAGCGCGUUUGGGAGGGGUGCCAUGUCUACUUUUGCCGCAGCAGCACUUUUGCGUAUAGGAUACCUCACUCGCAGACUUUGGGACUACGCGGGGUCUGUUUUUUUCCGUCCGAAGAAAGCCUUAUUAUCAGCG
Messenger RNA from Diaporthe batatas, 1010 nucleotides. RefSeq lists its product as uncharacterized. Lineage: Eukaryota; Fungi; Ascomycota; Sordariomycetes; Diaporthales; Diaporthaceae. The transcript is spliced from 4 exons. Bases 21 to 683 code for a protein of 220 amino acids. The record is from RefSeq and is a predicted model, not a curated record.